This is a messenger RNA of Penicillium bovifimosum, 840 nucleotides long. RefSeq lists its product as uncharacterized. The record is from RefSeq and is a predicted model, not a curated record. NCBI's taxonomy places the organism in Eukaryota, Fungi, Ascomycota, Eurotiomycetes, Eurotiales, Aspergillaceae. The transcript has 2 exons. Gene Ontology annotation, cellular component: plasma membrane. Bases 1 to 840 code for a protein of 279 amino acids. Gene Ontology annotation, biological process: glycerol transmembrane transport; water transport. Gene Ontology annotation, molecular function: glycerol channel activity; water channel activity.
AUGAUAUCCCGUCGUGCUUUGAUGCCAUAUACGGCUGAAUUUCUAGGGACUGCCCUCCUAAUCGUAAUCGGGGAUGGAGUCGUUGCUCAAUGCCUGCUGUCCGAGUACCAGUACGGCACCUGGCUGUCCAUCAACCUGGCCUGGGCUUCUGCCGUAUGUCUCUCUGGCUAUCUGUCUGAUCCCAGCCCAACCAUCAAUCCGGCCGUGACCAUUUGCCUCGCUCUUGUACGUCCAACCGAAGGACAGUGGGGACAAAUUCCAGCCAAGCUAGCAGCACAGUUCCUGGGCGGAUUCACCGGGGCUGCCAUUGUAUACACCAACUACCGCUCGGCCAUCUUAGCCUGGGAUCCGGAAUACACCAUUCCCGGUGGCUCAAUCUUGAGCCCGCUGGGCCACCACUCCGCGGGUAUCUUUUCGACUUACCCCGCUUCCUUUUUUGAGUCGAACUGGGAGGCUGUGUUUUCUGAGGGGCUGGGCUCGGCGGUGCUGAUGUUCGGCCUGCUGACCAUCUCGAACCCGAGAAAUGCCGAUCGGUUUCCGGCCCCGCAGCUUGCUGUCUUUCUGUUGUUGCUUAUGAUCGGAGCUGCGUUAGGCUGGCAGACUGGCUACGCUAUUAACCCAGCUAGAGACUUUGGCCCGAGAUUGUUCUCUGCAAUCCUCUAUGGCCGAGAAGUGUUCACGGCGGCCAACUACUAUUUCGUUGUUCCUCUUUUCGCACCUGUCAUUGGCUGUGUUAUAGGCGCGGCAGCUUAUGACGGGCUGUUAUUUGAUGGAGAAGGAUCUCGCGUUACGGAUGCGCUGGACAAAGUUGAAGGUCACGCGUCUCUUCACUUAGAGUGA